Molecule: messenger RNA, 1482 nt
Organism: Colletotrichum higginsianum IMI 349063
Lineage: Eukaryota; Fungi; Ascomycota; Sordariomycetes; Glomerellales; Glomerellaceae
Product: MFS transporter liz1
Exons: 6
Coding region: 1-1482 (493 amino acids)
Biological process (GO): transmembrane transport
Cellular component (GO): membrane
Molecular function (GO): transmembrane transporter activity
Source: RefSeq, a predicted model, not a curated record
AUGGCGGGCUCGACCGUAGCCACUGGCGUCCGUGAGGAGGCGGUUCCCAAGGAGAGUUGGCUGGACAAGUGGCGCUGGUACGAGCGAAACACUUCAAAGGAGGAGAAGACUCUGUUGCGGAAGCUUGACUUCAUGAUCCUGACCUUUGGCUGCCUCACUUUCUUCACAAAGUUUCUCGACCUUCAGGCGUUCCAGAAUGCAUACGUCAGCGGCAUGAAGGAGGAUAUCGGCAUGGUGGGAAAUGACCUGCAGUAUACUACCGGAGUUUUUCAAGCCGGAUACUGUGCUGCCAUGAUUCCGUCCAACAUUAUCCUCACUCGUGUCCGACCCAACGUUUUGAUCCCCAUCUUCGAGGUCCUUUGGGGCAUCCUGACACUCUUAACCGCGUACGCCAAAGAUGUCAAGCAUAUCUACAUCAUCCGGUUCUUCAGUGGUGUCUUCGAGUGUGUCGCAUACCCGGGUGUCAUUUACUGCAUCGGAUGCUGGUACAAGCGCACCGAGAUCUCCCGCCGACUGAGCUUGUUCUACGUUGCUGGCCCCCUGGGAACGAUGUUUGCGGGCUACUUCCAGACAGCCUGUUACACGAAUCUCAACGGGGUCAACGGCUUGGCCGGUUGGCGUUGGCUCUUUAUAGUGUGCGGCUGCAUUACACUUCCCGUCGCUUUCCUCGGCGUCGCCGUGUUCCCUGCCCGUCCCGAUUCCAAGAACCCUUCGUGGCUUCUGACAGCGGACCAAAUCGCCCUGGCACGCCGCCGGGUCUCGGAAGGAGGCUCUGAGGCCCCCAAGGUCAAGUUCGACCGCAGGGCGAUCACCGACGUCUUCAAGGGCUGGCAUUGGUACGCCUUCGUCGGCCUGUACUUCGUCUUUAACCAGGCGAUGAUCACCAAUGGCCAACCUUUCAACCUCUACCUCAAGGCCCACAACGACCGCUACUCCAUCAGCCAGAUCAACAACCUGCCCACCGGCCAGUCUGCCAUCUCCAUCGUCGCGGCUCUGGUGGGUUGCUACUGGGCCGAUGCCAGUGGCAAGCGCUGGCUGCCCUCCAUCUGGAUCUGCGGCUUUAUGACCGUUGGGUCGAUCUGCAUGGCAGCCUGGAACAUCCCCGAGGGACUCAAGUUUUUCGCAUUCUAUGUUGCCGGACUUGGCGGUGCACUGAACCCGCUGUUCAUGUCCUGGGCCUCUGAAGUCACGUUCAAAUCUGCCGAAGAACGUGCCGUCGUCGUCGCCUCCAUGAAUGCCGUUGGUCAAGCGCUCCUGGCAGGCCUCAAUAUUGUCACGUUCCCUACACCUCAAGCGCCCAGAUUCAAAUUUGGAUGGUACUGGGUCAUGGUCAACAACAUCCUGCAGUGUGGCCUGGUUCUUGGCAUCAUGGUGCUCCACAACCGGGAGAAAAAGUCCAUGGAGGUCCUCGAGGGUGAGGCGGAGGACGUGGAACAGAUCAAAGUCAACAACGCCACCAAGGGCGAUGACGAAUCGACCUAG